GAAAUCGCGCGAGAUUUCAGCAGACGAAACGUGACUUCCGCAUUGGCACGAGGGAGAGUUUGAACUGUGUUGAUUUUUGGUUGAUUAAAAAAAGCCGAACUUUGCUUAGGAUGUCAACCAGUGGUUCUGUCUCAAAGGCCUGCUUCGUCUUCAAACCUAAAGCUGGUAAAAGGAAGAAGAAGCUGAACCCUGCUGACUACUUUGUUGAUGAAAGUGGUGCCAGGACAGAGGCAACAAGAGCAAGAUGUGAAACAUACCAAAUCUUAUGGGAAGACAUGAACAAAGACAUAGAGGCAUUACAGACAGACAUCCAUAAGAAGGUGUUUGAUGACCUGGUCGGGUAUGUGGGAUCCACACACCCUGGGUUCUGUCUGGGGGAAGAAAUACAACACAAGGUUUCAUCAAACGAGAUCCCGACAGCAGCGCUGGUCACUGGUGUGAACAUGCCUGAUCACGGCAUGAUCUUCUCCAACCUGACCUCCCUGCUACAGGACAACAUCACACCUUAUGUAGCCAGGCUGCAGGCUAAAGACUGUUCAGCCAUGAAGAACAUAAUGUCAAAGGUCAUCAUGCAGUUUAUGGACAACAAGGAAUUGCUAGAUGAUGAUGAUGAUGAGGUGCAGGUGAAGAGGAUCAGUCCCACAAUGCCUGUGCUGUGUGGAUGGUAUGCUGAUUCUGUAAAGAGAUCCCAGUCUCCAAACAAGUCUCCCAGUAAGAAAAGAAAGACGUCCUACGGUCAGUACCCUCCACUGGUCAUUGUGAUGGAGGAUCUGGAAGGCUUCCCGGCCCAAGUACUGCAGGACUUCAUUAUCAUCUGCAGUCAGUACCUGAGCAGGCUCCCCCUGGUGCUAGUAUUUGGUAUUGCAACUACAGUAACAGCAGUGCACACCCUCCUGCCCCACUCUGUGUCAUCACUGCUGUGUAUGGAGAAGUUCCAGGCACAGCCAUCUACCGAGUACCUGUCCCAAGUUAUCAACAAGACACUGUUGUCCACCAAGUACCCCUUCAAACUUGGCCACAGGGUGUUUCAGCUGUUACUGGACAUCUUCCUGUACCAUGAUUUCUCUGUGGUGAACUUUAUCAGAGGGUUACAGUUUGCCAUGUUGGAGCACUUCUUUAAUGACCUGGGAAUGUUGUGCUGUGGGGUCAAACUGAGAACCUCCAGGAUUAGGGCCAUGGACCACCGGGAGUUAGAGGCUAUCAGGAAAACAUCCUCAUUCAGGAGAUAUGUUGAGCUGCAGAAGCCUCAAGAACAGAGAGAUCUCCUCUUGAACGACAAACUCACCAAGGAUGUCUUCAUCAGUCUGCUUAAGGAUCUGGACUCCUAUCACACCAUGUGCUAUCCCAUCCUGCACUGCUUACAUGCCCUGACAUGCGGCCUUCCCAGACACCCUCUGGGUAAACAGUUGAGAGAGCUGUAUUCCCUGGUGUUGGAGUCUAAUGUGUGGGAAACACAGGGAUAUAAGGAUGCCUUCAACUUACUCAGGCUGAUGGCCAGGGAUGACCUGGUGAGUGUGUUAGGGCAGUGUGUGGAGAAACUGGAGGGCUGGACAGAGUCAGAUGUUUCUGAUGUCAUCAUGGAAGUACAGACAUACAUGGCACAGCUGGACAGUCUUGGAGAUGGAUCUCAGGAGGAACAGGAAGAGCCUGAGGAGAGACCAAAGGAGAGGCUGUCCAAGACAACAAAGCUGCAUGAUCUACAGAAUAGGUUACGAGAAUCUGCAAAGCAGAAAAAGAAGCUGACAAAAUAUGAAGUUUUGAGGAAUAAGAUUCUCGACUACUUGGAUGAAAUUUUCAGAACACACCUGCCCUCCCCCACUACCCUGCCCCUCCAUGAGGUGUACUACUAUAGAGUGUCCACUCUAAGGAGACACAUGAACGCAGCACCUAGAGCUGCUAUACAGACUGCACUCAGCAAUCCUUAUUACUAUCUUCAGGAUGAGACUCUGAAGUCUGAAGAUGGCACAAUCCCAAACACUGCCCCUGACGUGUGCAUUGCGUACAAACUACACCUGGAGUGUGGAAGGCUCAUCAAUCUGUAUGACUGGCUACAGGCAUUUGUGAUGCUGGUUCACUCAGGAGAAGAGAAUGAUGGUGCAGGGACUUCCAAACAGAACAAAGUGGAUGAAGUUUUACAAGCUCGUUUCAUCCGAGCGGUGUCAGAACUCCAGUUUCUCGGCUUCAUCAAACCCACCAAGAGGAAGACAGACCACGUGGCCAGGCUGACGUGGGGAGGCUGCUGAGGAAGUAUUGUACCAUCAUGGGUCAACUAAAAAUGUACAACUCAGGAGAGGCUAGGGAUACUUGGCACUGGGAAUACACAGGAACAUGUACACAAAUUUCUUAAGAAAAAAUCUGUAUAUUCAUAUAAAAAGUGCCUCCAAUUAAAAUUUAUACCUUAUGUUAUAAACUAUCCUGUAUAACUUCAUGAAACUUAUAACAUAGCAUUACCUCAGAGCCUUAAUCGACUCAUAUUAAAAAGGUUGCAAGAGUCUGAAAAGAAUCAUGGUUUAUUCCAAAGCAAACUUGGUACAAAGACGACUGCUUGUACCAAUAGAUAUGAAGCAGAUUUCUCUUUGCAAUAGAUUGGUGACAUUAAAAGUAUGAAAACAGAAAAGAAAACAACUAUUACUAUUACUAUUAGAACAGCCAGCCAUUUUGUAGCCACUAGUCAAUAAACUAUGUGUGAUGGUUGUGUCAUCAUUACAACUAGUUUAUUUGCUGGUACAUGUACAUUUGUAGGAUGUUGUGUUAACUAUUUUUUUGGAAUGCAAAAAAUAAAGUAUCAACAAGU
Molecule: messenger RNA, 2794 nt
Organism: Branchiostoma floridae (Florida lancelet)
Lineage: Eukaryota; Metazoa; Chordata; Leptocardii; Amphioxiformes; Branchiostomatidae
Product: origin recognition complex subunit 3-like
Exons: 19
Coding region: 111-2243 (710 amino acids)
Biological process (GO): DNA replication; DNA replication initiation
Cellular component (GO): DNA replication preinitiation complex; nuclear origin of replication recognition complex; nuclear pre-replicative complex
Molecular function (GO): DNA replication origin binding
Source: RefSeq, a predicted model, not a curated record